Molecule: messenger RNA, 3811 nt
Organism: Anopheles funestus (African malaria mosquito)
Lineage: Eukaryota; Metazoa; Arthropoda; Insecta; Diptera; Culicidae
Product: venom protease-like
Exons: 4
Coding region: 776-1801 (341 amino acids)
Biological process (GO): proteolysis
Molecular function (GO): serine-type endopeptidase activity
Source: RefSeq, a predicted model, not a curated record
GAAUGUUGGGGGAUCAUCCCGAACCACCGCUAUUACCGCACCUUUCGCGAUUUCCGCCCGCUUUUGCUGAGGGCUGAGAAAGACGGGAGGUAAAAAGAAGCGAGCAAGUGCCAGAGAAAGCCGAAUGCCCAAUGCGUGGUGGAAGCAUAUCCCGAAAGCACAACCCGACCGCUGAUCAUUUCAGUCAGUGACCGUGAGCGAAGCAGACGUUUGUUGCGAGUAGAUCGCAACCAUUAACAGUCGUACGUCCGUUCUUGUGGCGCUCUAGGAGUGAGUCGUACCCGUACAGCCACUUACCGCAACUGUUUCCAUAAGUGAUCGUCACACGUCAGUGAAUGCUCCAGAGAAAUGGCCGAAACGAAGUUGGUGCUUGAAUAAUUGCAACCAGAGCCAUACAUUUGGGUCGAAAUAGAGGCGAUUUUUUGGAACAAAAGAUUCAACGUUGUGCGAACGUCCAAUUAUAAAAAUACUCACCGAAAACAAUUAACGGACCAGUGAGGGGAAUGCAUUAGUGUGGGCGAAAAUGUGCAACUUUAGCGUUUCGGUGGUAAAUUCGUUUCGUUUGCAGAUCUAAUCUGCUUGCGGUGUGCUAUGCGUGUUGGGCGAAGCAUAUGUAGAUCCAAAACACAAAAGAAAAGAAGCCCCAAAACUUAAGUGAAUCUCUGACGGGAGUGUAAAGAAUUGACGUGAGAACAAAGGUGUAAAGGAAUUUGCCUAAAAUUAGAACGAAUUGCGAACUGUGUGUUGCAGACAGAGCUAACUACCUUUACACAUUAUGGAAGUAAGCAAUUUAGCGCGGAACAUAAUCAAUUUGCGCUUCAACAUGAUGCUGAGCACGGUGCUGUUCAUGUUGGUGGUGGUACUGAGCCUGAUGGCCGGUGAAGCUUCGGGAAAGCUACAGGCUCAAGGAAAAUACGAAAUGCUAGCGACACCCAACAAGAACACCGACGAACGCAGCAUAGUCGAUAACAUGAAGAUGUUGUUCGGAGGAGGCAGUAAUCGGGCCCCUGCUCAUGACACGCCUGCCAGUGCUUGUAGCUGCCGAUGUGGCGAGCGGAACGACGCUUCGAGGAUCGUUGGCGGCCAGGCGACGGGCGUGAACGAGUUUCCCUGGAUGGCGCGAUUAAGUUACUUCAAUCGGUUCUACUGCGGUGGCAUGCUCAUCAACGACCGAUACGUUCUAACGGCUGCUCACUGCGUUAAAGGCUUCAUGUGGUUCAUGAUCAAGGUGACGUUCGGUGAGCAUAACCGGUGCGACGACUCCGUUCGACCGGAAACACGCUUCGUGUUGCGAGCGAUCGCACAGAAGUUUAGCUUCUUAAACUUCGACAACGACAUCGCAUUGCUGCGGCUGAACGAUCGUGUACCCAUAACGGAUUUCAUUCGCCCGAUCUGCCUGCCAUCCGAUCCAAGUAAUGCGUAUGUCGGCACCAACGGAACGGCCACGGGUUGGGGCACACUGAAGGAGGACGGUAAACCGUCUUGCAUCCUGCAGGAGGUAGAGGUACCGGUCCUAUCGAACGAGGUCUGCAGUACGCAAACGAACUACACGGCAUCCAUGAUCACGGACAAUAUGAUGUGCGCCGGUUAUCUAGGUGUAGGCGAGAAAGACUCUUGUCAGGGUGAUUCCGGCGGUCCGCUGAUCGCCGAACGGGAAGACAAACGUUACGAGCUGAUCGGAGUCGUAUCGUGGGGUAACGGUUGCGCCCGCCCCUACUAUCCCGGCGUUUACACACGGGUAACACGCUACCUCGAUUGGAUCCGCGAAAACUCCAAGGACGGUUGUUUCUGCAGUGAGUAAGCAUGGCAUCGCCCCGGCUUGAAAGGAUGCAGCAGUGACUAGCGUUCGUAAUGCUCAUUCGUACUUAUGUGAUGAUGGAAUCGAGUUGGUGUGCAAAACAGUAGCAAAUAAGAGCAACAAUCCCUAAGGAAUUAUAACGCGAUAAUUAACCGUGUCUAUAGCAUGUAGGACAAACCGAACCACAACCUGGAACGCUGGACAAUGCACUCUGCAAUCGACCAUUCAAAUAGUCGGCCAUUCCGACGGUUCUCUCUUUCUCGCUUCUGCACUACAAAAAAAACAAACGUCACCUACACGCUUGGCAGUAGAACGUUCAGUACGUUAGAGAAACCGUAACGUAACUCGCACCGCCAUGGCUUCCGCGAUGGCCGAUUUAGUUUCUCCGUCACUGCGUCACCGCCGAUACCGUUAAACUGACCGUGGCCGGAAUUUUAAAACGGUAGACAUUAAUAAACAAAAGGGAAGAUAAGCGGCGAAAAAAGAUGACUUGAAAACGUUACAAAAAGGCCCGAUCGACGGCCUCCGCACAACGCAAAAUCGUUUGUUCUCCUUUCCCUUUGCGUGAGUGUCGGUGCUUUCGCACGUGGAAGAUGCCAGUGUGAAACGUUUUUUUCUGCAUUCUUGUAAAAAAGUUCGUGCAGAUAUACCUUUUUUUCUCAUGAUGGAUCAUUUGAAACUGGGUGACAAAUUUAUUUUAUCAAUGGGCUAGUGGAGGCACCGCACUUAAUGCGCCUUGAUGCAGUCUCUAAUGUGUGACAAAUUAAGCUCAAAAUGAGGUUCCGUUCGUGAGUACCUAAUCAGUAACAGUUUGUGUUGGGUGAAUACGCUUGGUUGAAUGAUGUUGGUGGAGAUUCUAUAGUUUCGGUGACUUUUUAUUUUUUUUCUUCUUAUAACCAGUCUUAACCGCUUUACCAUCAGUUUCACCGAUCGAUGUUUUGCUUCUAAGGAACGAAGUACAUCAGUAAAAGCUGUUUUUAAUUACAUUGUGGCGCUACGUUUUCGGUGGCACAGCAUAUCGCAUUAACUUUACACGUAUAAGAUAAUUAUAGUAGAACAUUAUGUUAGGUAGCAGGAUGCCAACCAUAGAGACAUAUGUAAAGUAAUAAAACGAUCAACCAGGUUUAACCAAGGUGCAACUAUCCGUAAAGGUGUGUCACUCGGAAAACCAAAAUAAUUAAAGAAAAUAAAACAUUUUAACUUUAUCAAACAAAUCGAAAAUGUGUAUAUGGUGAAUGAUUGGUGAAUUUUUUAUUUGUAUAUUUUUUCAGCAAUAAAUUACAAACGCCACUUGUGCUAUAUAAUGCUAAACAAUUAUGGUUAACUCGAUGCAGUACAAUCGGAGAUAAAAUCUUAAUGUUUAUACUUCUUUCACAAACUUUCACAACCAUUUACACAUCCAUCUCAAGGCUAGCAUUAUGAAACCAUAGGAGAAUAGUCCGUAAAGCUCCAUGCAAUUUGUUUCGGUGGUGAGCUACAUAAACAGUUCAUAAUAAAAUGGUGCGAGUCUUCUCACUCCCCGGGCACGAUGUUGAAUGCUUUGCCCUGCCGGUAUCGAUGGGAAGUAGAAAAAAUAAUUUUCUCAAAACAAGCUUCAACUGGAGAGACCGGCUUUAACUAGAGCAGAGCAGUUUUUGCAUCCUAGUGCUGUAAAGACCCCUUGGGUGCAUUAAUUUAGUGUGCUAGAAGAUGAAACUUAUAGCAGUCGGAAUAGAGCUUGGCGAAUUGCAGCUUGAACUUUAAACCGACGAUAGUUUGGAAAUCUUCUUCAUCUCGGUCAGUAGAUGUAUUGUUCGGGAAGAGGGCCAGAAAAAAGAAAGUCCGAAGACCAGAUGUACAAAAUGAAUUUUUAGACACAUGUAUUAGGUGCUAUCAUAAACCGUAAGAGUUCUUGGUAACUGUACUAAUGUGUCUUUCCAUAAUUGCGACUGCCAACUUCUUCGACAGUGCUUUUUCAAACUUUUUCCAGACAUAUAAGGUAUCUGUCCUCCAACACUUCCUGUUUACUAGCUU